Messenger RNA from Triplophysa rosa, 677 nucleotides. RefSeq names its product reactive oxygen species modulator 1 (gene romo1). Bases 137 to 376 code for a protein of 79 amino acids. Gene Ontology annotation, cellular component: TIM23 mitochondrial import inner membrane translocase complex. Gene Ontology annotation, biological process: protein import into mitochondrial matrix; protein insertion into mitochondrial inner membrane. The record is from RefSeq and is a predicted model, not a curated record. The transcript is spliced from 3 exons. Lineage: Eukaryota; Metazoa; Chordata; Actinopteri; Cypriniformes; Nemacheilidae.
CUCCGCUUACACUUUUAUAGCAUUUCCUGUUGAGUAAUGGCGUCCGUGUGAUACAGUCCUGCAGCAGAUAUUGAACAGGACCGAAGCUGUAAGAAGACUAUUAAAUCCAGUUACUAAUAUAACAGAUUUAAGCGAGAUGCCGGUGUCAGUAGGACCGUAUGGCCAGGCUCAGCCCAACUGCUUUGACCGAGUGAAGAUGGGCUUCAUGAUGGGUUUCGCAGUGGGCAUGGCUGCAGGCGCUAUGUUCGGAACCUUCUCCUGUCUCAGGAUCGGCAUGAGGGGUCGAGAGUUGAUGGGAGGAGUUGGAAAAACUAUGAUGCAAAGCGGAGGCACGUUUGGAACCUUCAUGGCGAUCGGGAUGGGCAUCCGCUGCUGAGUUCACACUAAAAUUCACCUCUUUGGGACUUUAAAUCAUUUCUGGAUUCAUUGAUUUGAUGACACAUCUUCAAGGACACGGGUUUCAAUAAAAAGAGGGAUUUGAUCCAAUCGAAUGGACAGAUUUUCUGUAGAUCCUGAGCUCAUUGUAAGAUCUAGAUGUUAGAUUAUAAUCAUUUAAAUGCAGGUUAAGGUCAACCAGAUGGAUUUGAAGUAGAGUUGCCUAUACAUUGACUCUUUGGUUGUUCAUCCUGGACACUACACACAGCCUGCAUAGACUGUAUUCUGCUGUCAGAUUUUUA